AUGAAACGAAAGCAAUGCGCGGAAGGAGCGGAGGGUGAUGAAGACUGCCGGAGCCUCUCCGUGACGUCAGAGGAGCACAUCAAAAAAUCGCAGAAGGUGGAGGAUGGAGCGAUCGAUUGGAAGCUCUACGCAGAGGAAAUUGAACAAAGAUUGGAGACAAAAUCAUCGGAGGAGAAGAAGAGGGGCGAGGCCGAGGCCGAGAACACGGAAUGCCAGCUUUGGGCAGAGCUCAGUCAUGCACGGGCAAAGUUAGGCCAGUGGCACGAGGCCCUGAGUGCUGCUCGCAAGGCUGGGCGAAGCACCUUUGAGGGGCGCAGAGCCGAGGUCAAGGCAUUGCUCGGUCUGGGGAGAUGCGGCGAGGCGCUGACAGUGGCCCGCGACGCUGUGGGUCUCGCCAACGACGCCCAGGAGUCCGAGGCCGACACUCUCCUCCGCAGUGCGAUGACCGCGCACUAUGAACCGAUCGUGGGGGAGCGGCCUGUGCGGGUGGAGUACUACGGUAAGCGCAAAGGGAAAGGCCUUGUCGCCCUGCGCGACUUCAAGCAGGGCGACGAGAUCUUUCACGAGGAGCCACUCGUCUGCGCGCCGCCUUUCUUCCCUGCGCAAGAAAAGCCAUUGUGCUGCAGCAACUGCAUGCGGUACCUUGACACUCGCGAGGCGAUGGUGGAUCGGAUGGUCGCCCACGUCAAGCAGUCGGACAAGGCCAAGGCCGCUGCUCUUCCUCGAUUCGAUGAGCUGUGCCCUCCCUUUAGUGAAACCGAGGGUCAGAUGUGCCAAGGCUGUGGCGUGGAAGUGUAUUGCACGACCCAGUGCAAGGAUGACGCUUGGCGACGAUACCACGAAGCGGCCUGCCCGGCGUACGCAGCCUUGCGUCCCUAUUUUGAGAGUGAGGACUUCUAUGAUAUCGGCGUGAUGGCCCUGCGCAUCUAUGCCAUCAUUUUGCAGAACCUCAAAGCGGCCCGGGGCGAUAGCUUGGCCGCAAGGCUCGACGAGGCCUACAUGCCCUUCAUGCAUUUUUGCAAGGCGCCGUUCUCCGAUGUGGUGUGCUACGUGGCUGGGAUCAACAAGUAUCAGGAUGAACUCGUAGAACGGGACGAGCUAAAGAAAUACAAAACGGUAUUGGUGCAGCAGCUACACCUCAGUCUGGUCGAUGCUCUUGUACCCGAAGAGCUCAGAUCAGAAGAGAUAUUCUCCUGGGAGAACCUCGAUCUCUUGAUGGGCAUGGUGGCCACCAACACGCUGCAGCAGCAAGACCCCAGGACUUUCGACCGAAGCAUACCCGAUGAACUGAUACCCUUCAUCAACGCGCACAGUGGGCAGGGUCUUUUCGUGGUGCACAACUGCAUGAACCACUCGUGUGACAACAACGCCGAGACCACCUUUCGGCACGGGGACCGGACGGCGACGGUGGUGGCGGUGAAGGAUAUCCGACAGGGCGAGGAGGUGUGCAUCGACUACAUCGGAGCCAAGCGCCUGCGGUGGUCCGCACCCAUGCGUCGACGGCGGCUGCUGCGCGAGUACCUGUUCGAGUGCGCCUGUCCGCUUUGUAGCGGUGCGGCGCCGUGA
Acanthamoeba castellanii str. Neff is the source of this 1566-nucleotide messenger RNA. Its product is annotated as SET and MYND domain containing protein. Gene Ontology annotation, molecular function: protein binding. The record is from RefSeq and is a predicted model, not a curated record. The transcript has 12 exons. NCBI's taxonomy places the organism in Eukaryota, Discosea, Longamoebia, Acanthamoebidae. Bases 1 to 1566 code for a protein of 521 amino acids.